AUGAACCUUGUUGCAUGGAAUUCGGCCAUACAGAUACGAAAGAGGGUUGCCACCGAGAACGUGUGCACGGCCGGCGCGCUAUGGUACCAGGUAGCAAGUCCGACAAGCCACCAAGAACUCGUAGGAAACGGGAAAGCUAUCCGGCAAAUAGAAGACUGGUUUUCCGAGGCCUCGGCCGAACCCGAGACGUCCGCAUGUCUUUUUUUACACGGAGAGUCCGGCACGGGCAAGUCCACCGCGGUUACGAUGAUCGCACAGAAGCACGAGUUCAAAACUGUCACGACGUACGCAGACCGAUCGAGGACGCCCGCUCGCCUAGAGGGUGUCGUGCGCGAAGCGGGUGUUCACGGCCCACGGGGGGUGGUCGUCCUCGAUGACUUUGAAAUCUUUCUCGAGGAGACCACAUCCCUCAGGGUCUUGUCCAAGCUCCUCCGACAACUUCUGAGCACGGGAGACACCAGUGUGAGGAACCGCUCUAGGUGUCUUUUUAUCAUCAUCAGCAACUCAAAGCACAAGCAGUUCGGAUCCCUGCAGGAUAUAUCUACAACGAUUCACUUCGAGCGACUCCACCAGAGCGAGAUCAACAAAGUGUUCAAUCGACUGGCGUGGAGAGUCAGGCGUCACUCGUACGUUCCCCCGAUGGCAUCUUACCUAUCGUCCAUAUCGAGCUCGGGGACGAUCACACAGGGAGUACAACAGCUCCAGCUACUGUACGCCGGGGACACGCCACCCGACUUCCUUCGCCGACCGGGUCGCAAGAAACAAAAAAUAGCCGGGCACACCAACAGUCAUCGUGACUGCAUUUCCUAUCUGUGGUCCGACAUUUACACGGACAAGAUACUGGAGCACUUGGUAGACAACAACUUCCACGAAGGGCGCGUCAUCGACCGGCUUCGUUCAUUCGAAAGGGAGAGACUCGACAAAGUCGGCGGCCAGCUGCACGAGGAAUACGCGCGGCGGAUGACAUCCGUCGAGCAACUGCGGGACGUGGCAGAAUCGAUCAGCAUGUCGGACACCAACCGCCUCGAGUUUCACCACGACGCGCUCUACGACGGAGAGAACAGCGACAGCUGGUCGGAGAACGACAUGGCCUUCGUAUCAUUCGUUGCAUACGGCGUGCUCACCAUCAAGGGCCAGAGGAGGAGGGAUCAGUCCUGGUCUAGGAAAACACACACCCGACUUUUGAAAUGCGAGGCGUUGGUCCUCUGA
Messenger RNA from Ectocarpus siliculosus, 1209 nucleotides. The record is from the annotation of a GenBank genome assembly. NCBI's taxonomy places the organism in Eukaryota, Phaeophyceae, Ectocarpales, Ectocarpaceae.